AUGAGUAUUACGGAUGCAAUUGUAGUAAAAAACAAUUCUCUCACUAAACAAGAUAAUGGGACAGAAAAUAUUACAAGCAAUACUGCUGCUGACACUGGAACUCGAAAUAAUAUAACACAAAGUUAUGAAAACUCAACAGAAUCUAUAAAUAAAAAUGAGAUUAAAUCAAAUACUCAACUUGAUCAUGUUAACAUAAAGAUAGGGAACGUUAGCCCUAAACCUUCCAAAAUAGCAAACAGUAAUAAGGAAGUAACCAAAAAGUCAACAGGGCACUACAAAAAUACCUUAAGAAAAAGAAGAUCAACACCACUUAUUUACGAUUACGUUACCCAUCAUGACCCAAAAAGUAAUAGAAAAUUGGAAAAUGAAGACAUUGUACUAAAUUCGAAUUUAGCCGACUUUCUAAUAAAGACAUCCCAUGAUAGAUUAACACCUCGUGAUACAAUCGAAAUCAAUCAAAGUAAACAAUCAGAAGAAGAGAACAACAAUGAAAAUGACAAUUUUAAGCAAAAUUCAUAUAAGCCGCAAAAUAAGAAGAGUCAAGAAAUAGACGAAAGUAGUGAAAGUUCUAGUGUAUCAAAAGAAGAUGAAGAGAGUAGAGAACUAUCAAACCAUAAACAAAAUAAUAAUGAUGAUUCUAGGGAAAGUAAGUACAACGGUGAUGUACGAGACGAAAUAUCGAAUUCCGAAAACUACAACAGUCGUGAGGUCAAUAGAGGAUCAUUCAACAAGGAUAAAUCUUAUUUAAAUGAUGGUGAAAGUAAUUCGAGAGAAAGUGAACAUAUCAGAAAAAUUGAUACCUCCCGUAAAGUAGAAGAUGAUCCCCGUUCAGAAUCCAACAGCUCUGAAAGCGACGAAGAGAAAUCUUCUAAUUCAGAAGAAAACACAUUAAGUGUAGACCGAGAUAAAAUACAAUUUAAACUACCCGUAAAGAGUCACAAUAGUGAGGAAGGUACAAGUGAUAGUAAUGAAAGUAUAGAGUUGAAAAUACCCAAUAAACCAUUAGUGUCUUCAAAUAGUUAUAGGAAUGAUAAUAAAGAUAAUGGAGAAGAUGAACUAAAUAGUGAGAGUAACGAAAGUGAAGAAAAAAAAGAUCAAGUGCGAAAGGUAAAUAAAUAUAGCGAUGAUAUCAAGCAAAGUGAGGAAAUAGACAAUGAGGAAGAAAAUAAUUUACGAGAUGAAAACAACAGUAAAUCUGAAAAUUAUGACUCUCCAACAGCUAAAUUUAAAAACAACGAUCCGAAUUUGAAUACCAACGUUAGUGACGAAAGUACUGAACAGUCAAACGAUGACAACAGCAAAGAGUCGUUUAUUUCUAAAACUAUAGUUCCUGACGUAGGCGUUGAUCUAGAAACUUUUGAUGCUGGCUUGAAUCAUUCUUUACAUAAAAAUAAUUCUAAACUUAGAAACAUACAUGAUGAUGAAGUCAAACCAGUCAAGGAACUUAAUGAGGAGAGUAGUACUGAAUCGAAUGAAGAAAGUGAAGAAUUACCACUUUUAGAAAAUUUAAAAGACAGAGAAAAUAAAAAAGAUUUAAAAUUAGACGUGGAACGAAUUCCGUUAGAUUAUAAAUAUGUACAAACAAUGCCUAAUAGAAAUGUCAAAAGUUCAAAGACUUAUUCACCACAGUUAGAUACCAAUGGACAAACAUCACCCAAGCCUCAAGAUGACGAAUUUGAUGAAAACUUGAACAUUAAAUUCAGUGACAUAUCCAUAAAAUUACCUGAAAUUAAACUACCUGAUGAUAUUUUAUCUUAUAAUUAUGAAAAACCAGUUUAUCCAAAGCAAAAAACAAGUAAUUGGCACAAUGAUGAGUCUGGAGAAGAUGAAUCGGAGACGGAGAAAACUCCAAAGGAACAUGACGACGAUAAUUACACGUACAGAGACACCUUUAGUAAGAAUUACAAUACGAACGGUAAACAAAGUUCUGGCAAAAAAGAUGAAGAUGAUGAAGACGAAGAUUUGUAUGAAAAGUUUGUUCGGGAAAGAUUUGGAAAGCGAAAAUUAAAUGAGGCGAAAAGUUCUAAGUAUAUAAAGCCUAAUAAAGAGUUAUUUAAUACUAUACAAAAUGUAUUAAGAAAGACUGAAAAAAUACAGCAGGAAGCAGAAAAGAGCGGUGACCCUAAAGCUGGAUACGCUUGGACGUUAGAAUACGGUGAAAAUCUGUAAAUUACACAAUAAGUUUAAUAGUUAUAGUAAAAAUGAAAACAGAUUUUUUUCAAAUUUAAAAGAGUCUAUAACUUUACCUUCUCAUUCUUAACCUUAAAAUAUUGUGUUGAAAAGGGAACUAUUUAUUAGCUUUAUGCUGGUUUUUAAUAAUAGGAAACAUAAUGGUACCCUAUAACUUCAGCGCAUCCUGGCUAUUGCAUUAUAUAGACCAAGAAAUUAUUCCUAAACUAAAAACUUAAUCCUGAUAUUAUAAAGAGAGCUAUUAGAAUAAAAAACGGCAUGAAUAUUACUGUGAGAUGUAAGCUCUUAGUAAGUGGCUUGAAAAUUACUGGGCAUUUUCAGCUAUUGGAGGAAAGGGUAAUUUAUGUAUACAUAUAUAUCUUAUUUGUUCUGCGCAAAUAAAAAGUAAUUUAAAGUAAUUGUUUGUUUUGCCACCAUUAAGCAAUAUUUUAUAUUUAUAGUCAAUAACGUAAAUCAAUUGGUAUCCCAAUGAAGUUUACAUGAACCAUCAGGGAUUGGUGUCGACUGGAUGACAAAAUACGUUGUCUUUUACAUAAAAUUAGUUUACUCUUUAUAGCUAUAUACUGUAA
Molecule: messenger RNA, 2759 nt
Organism: Pieris napi
Lineage: Eukaryota; Metazoa; Arthropoda; Insecta; Lepidoptera; Pieridae
Exons: 2
Coding region: 1-2169 (722 amino acids)
Source: RefSeq, a predicted model, not a curated record